AUAAGCAACGGUUUAGCUUUAGCGGCUUCGUACAAAACCCAAAAACAUUUUCGAAUUUCGAAUAAAAUUGUUGUAAUUUCUUUAGAUAAUAGUAACAAUACAAAGUUUAAAUGGAGAGUUUAUUAAAAGGAAUAUUUGAAAAUUAUCCUAAAUAUACAAUAGAAAAACAAGCAAGCCCCAGUUAUGUCGAAAUGUACACGCGAGAAAAUAAAGAAAUUAUCAUUGUGUACGCAAAAGCAAAACAGUCGAGCUCUACAUCAGAAUAUAAUAACAAAAAUAUUGACGAAAAAGAAGAGUUGGAUCUAACAGGGUCUCCACUUAAGUUGGACUUGAGUUUGCACACAGUACUCGAUGAGACCUUAAUAUCUGAUGAACCACAGUUGUGGAGGAAGGAAGAAGUCUUUCAUGCACCUCUAGAUGUGGAGCAAGCAAGAGAAAUACUUAACCUUUACAACAAAAGUGUCAGUUCAGUAUCUCAAGAAGACUCAAUACCUAUGUGGGUAGUCUGCAAACCAAGUGAGAGUAAAAUAUUACUGAUUACUAACCAGUCUAAUGCAGAGGAAUUUGCUCGAGGUCUAGUCACUUAUGAAGGUUCAAUGUUGCUAGAAGAAGUUGAUGUUGAGAAUAUGGUUCAAGAAUUUGCAUCGCAAGAACAUAUUAGUGAGGAUUUGGUCACAGUAUCUAUAGACUGCAAGUACUCAAUAUCAGGUAUUUCAUACAGCUCUCUCACGAUGGAGGAACAGCUCAACGCGCCGCAUGGAGGCGUCACUGAGCUGUAUUGUGAAUGGAAAGCCAAAACUUUGCUCACGCCAUUUAUUAGCUGCAAAGUGCAUUUUGAACAAGAGGUGGCAAUAGGUCACUUGGCGAGUCCUUGCAAUGCAAUAUGGAAGUCAGUCACAGCGUUGCACAAUAUCAAUCAACUCCUGGUUGAUAUGACUGCAGCUGGACUCAACACCGUCAACUUGGAGACUGCUGUUAUUAGAAACGUUUUCCAAGGAAUGAAACGUCUGAACAACACGAAACGUCUCAACAACUUGCUCAAUGAGACUGAAACGUAUACUUAUACCGCAGAGUGUCCCGCGGGCGGCUGCCUGUGUAUUACUGAAGAUACUAGCAGCUUACGACAAUGCAUGACUAGCAUGUCCACUCAAGGGUCCAGUAAUGAUUUCACUUACAAACUAUGGGAUAUUUUAAGAGAUUGUGAAACGGCUGAAGAACUCAUAACAUUAUUAAUGCAAGCCCUCAAAUUCAUAUCUUCCGGAAAAAUACGACCUUUUAUAGAUGUCAAUAAUAAGAGUUACCUGUCAAAACUAGUGCUAAAACUGUCCCGUGGCCACUCGCAAACGGCGAAGGUGCUGAAAAACCUUCGCUCAAGCCCGCCGCAAACACUAUCCCUCGUCGCGCAAGUCGGGAUGGAGAAGACUAUGUGGGAGUACACCAGAGUCAUGUCGCUUCUCGAACAUUCCUUCUUCAUAGCUGGGAUCUGGAAUACAGAUGCAAGAUCCCAUGAAUCCAUAGAGCAAAUAAACCAAACUAUAAACGACAUGACUAUGGGCGGAGACUUCACUCUAAACCCCUUCGAGAACAUCGCCUCAUCGGAGCAUUCAAUUCGAAUCGACGCCGAAUCGUUCUGUAUAGAAGAUCCGAACGAACUAACUGUUGAUGACUUUGCCUCUCUCAAAAAACAUGGACUAGUGAGCGAGAAGAAAGAUGUUAAUGAGGUGCCAUUGAUAGCGGACGAAAUAGACAUCAGUCCGUGGAAGAAUUUGCUGAUGAAGUUCGCACAAGUGCACGCUUGCUUGGAGCAUCUGUACCGCGCCGAAAUGUGCUUGAGGGCGGACUUUGCCCAACUAAAGCCCAUGGCAUCAAAACUGUUGGAACACUACGUAUCAGAAAAGUCCCCCAUCAGAACAGUGGGGCAGCUAAUGAGCGAACCAGCUCUUAAGAUACGCAUCCCCAUCGCGAACAACGUUGUGCAGGAUCAUUUGAAAAAAUCAGCCUUCUGGUACCGAAUGGAGCUGAAGAAGAAAGCGAAUUGCUCCGAAGGGAUUCCCAGAGAAUGCAGAAUGAUCUACGUGUUCUCUCAACAACCUGUGUUCCCACCUCAAGUGUGGCAAUACUUAGAGCCUCCCACUGAAGAAGUCGCCGAGUUAACAACCGUUGAGGAGUUGCGUUUCCAUUGCACCAAAUAUGUAUUUUUGAGCAACCAAGUAUCUAGGAAACUGGAUUUCUUGAAUAAUGUUUGAAUUAGGUACUUUUCGCUCAGUAAAGUAGAAAGAUAGAUAGACAGAAGUCUUUAUUGCACACAAAAACACAUGUAAAGGAACACAACACAGAAAGAAGAAAACAGAAAAAACAAUGUAUAUGUAUGGAAGUAUAUUGAUAAAAAUUCUCAAGAACGCGUUCCAUCUACUAAUACGUAGUUAUAAGAAAAGCUGUUAUUGUGAUACUUUUGUAAUUUUAACUUACAUUUUUAUAUUUCUAUUAAAACUUUUUAACACUA
Maniola jurtina (meadow brown) is the source of this 2503-nucleotide messenger RNA. RefSeq names its product protein zwilch-like (gene Zwilch). Gene Ontology annotation, biological process: protein localization to kinetochore; mitotic spindle assembly checkpoint signaling. Gene Ontology annotation, cellular component: RZZ complex. NCBI's taxonomy places the organism in Eukaryota, Metazoa, Arthropoda, Insecta, Lepidoptera, Nymphalidae. The transcript has 14 exons. Bases 111 to 2246 code for a protein of 711 amino acids. The record is from RefSeq and is a predicted model, not a curated record.